GGCACUUCAUUUUACAAGAUUAUCUUGGACUCCUACAGCAAAAGCACCUUACACCGUACAACCUCAACCACUUACACCAACCAAACAUCCACAAUGGCCGACAACAACAACCAGCAGCCCGGUCUUAUCGGCAGCCACGCCCAAUACGUCAAGGGUGCCGCAGAGGCCACCAUUGGUGCCAUCACCGGCUCUCAGCCCUGGAAGGCUUCGGGUGAGCAGGACAAGGCCGCUGGUCUUGCCGAUAUGAAGAAAGCUGGCGAACUUCGAGCGCAAAACGACCCCAACAACCAGAACGGAUAUGGAAAGGCCGAGGAGAUUGCCGGCAAGCUUACCGGUUGCCAGGGAAUGGAGCGCGAGGGUCACGCAAGCGCUGCUCAGAAGAAGGAAUAAAUGGUCUCUUUAGCGUUGAACGAUUGAUGUCUGUACGAUAUAUAUACCUCGGCAAUGAGAUCACUUCGAUGACUCUGUCGAUAAUACCAAAUUUUUCAUAACCCUUAG
Molecule: messenger RNA, 498 nt
Organism: Fusarium graminearum PH-1
Lineage: Eukaryota; Fungi; Ascomycota; Sordariomycetes; Hypocreales; Nectriaceae
Exons: 2
Coding region: 94-390 (98 amino acids)
Source: RefSeq, a predicted model, not a curated record